AUGUCGACCGCCUCGCCGCAUGCGCAGGAUCCAUAUCUAUCGGCCCCGUCCGACCAAGAUGAACUUGACUUCCAGGCCAGCGCAAUCCGCCUAACACCCAUGGGUGGCAGUCCCAACCAGAGUGCGGGCACCGGUUCAUCGCCGAACGACCGACAAAACCCCGCGGCCAUGGACUAUCGCGCAAACACCUCGUCCCCCUCAAAUCCGGUCUUUUUGGGCCCGCAGGGUUACACCCUCAGUGCUGGUGCUGGUGCUGGUGCGGUUGGCGCCUUUCAGAAUCAACGGUCUUCGUCGCGAACCGCCCAUGGUGGUGCCACGGCGCCAACCACCCAAGCUUGGUCCUCCUCUAUGGCCGUGAACCCUUCCCAGUUGCUGACGCCGGAACCCACGAAUAACAAUCCUACACCAACUCAGGCGCAAGCCAGUCUUAGCGUUUCGCAAGAUGCGCACUUUGGGCCGUCGCGCCCCCGGAUCUCCACGAGUAAUCUGGACGCGAAUACUAAUGGGAGCCCCAUCGUGAUGGUGGAAGAGGUGUCGCGGGGGGACUCCCCGACAGACGUCUAUCCCCCCAAAAAGCGUUUUAGCAGAUCACCUCUGCAUCUCUCCCCUCAAGGCCCUGGUGAACUGUCCAGUGAAUCGGAAGAUAAUGACACCGAUGACCAUCGGUCGAUUUCUUCGCUGUCUGUGGUGCGGUCUCACGACGGCGCCUGGUUGGCGGACCCUUCUACCGGCCAGGGAGGCUUGGGCCCGCAAUCCCGCGGGGACGAGUAUGUCCCGAGUCCAAACCAGGUCAAGAACCAGCACGACCGUCAAGAUAGAAACGCCGAUAUCACCAUUUGGUCGGCGACGGUGAGCGCAGCAACCGACGGAGUCGGCAAUGCACUCGGCAUUCCGUCGCAUCGCAGAAAUCAGGCAGGCUCUCGCUUGAGAGCAAGGAGUACUGGAGAUCGACCCCUGCAGCAGCAAGACUACCUUAGUCUGAAGGGUGAUAAGCGCACCCCGGGUCCUGGAGUGUUGAUUCACGAGAGCAGUGAGGAGGAUCUCAGCGAAAAUGAGUCUGAAGUCUCCAGUGACGAGGAGUCGGCUCCCGUCAAUGUCAAUGACACUGGGUAUGACAUUUCCAAACAGGAACCUUUCCCGUCAGUUGACCUGACCUCUACCGACGACGAUGGUUUCCGUCUUUAUCCAUGGCAAGACCCGCCACGCAAUCCAGCCCCUCGAACAGAACAGUUCCAGCCUUCGAGUUCCCAUGCAGCAAUGGUUGCCUUUGAAUCGCGGGUGCGAGAUUUGGAGACCGCAUCACUUGCGGCGACCAUUGAUAACAAUAGCAUCAUCAACGUGAGAGCUACGCUGGAAAAUUUUUCGCUUGAAGAUCGGCCCAAAAAAGCAGAGAGACGACCUAGCCUUCUGAAGCGUCCUUUUUCAAAAUUAAAGCGCCAGGCGUCGGACCUGUCCCUCGGUCAAUCGAACUCCCCUUCCAAGUCCAAAGAGGAUCACCCGGAACCUCAACGGAAAGAUAGCGGCAAUUCGCCACGCCAUCGUCUGAGCUUGCACAAACACUCGCGAGGAUCGAGCAUUAAUAGUGCAGUUAUAGCCAUGUCAAGCCAAAUAGCGGCGAUUGGCAGCAAUCACUCCGCUCGCGCCGCCUCACCCAACACAGAGGCUACCCCCAUGUCUCUUUCGGUCAAGGGCCGUCCUCGAGCCCGUAGUGAAGUUCCGCGACCGGCGAGCCCGGGACUCAUGGAUCUCAUGACCAGCCAUGGUGGUCCACCUGUUGCCAACCUCGCACACUCGGCAAAACCUGGGUCUGACACAGAACAAAGCCCGGGGAGCACAGCUCGCGGAGCUGAAGGCCCUGAAGGUGCCGAUGACGAUGACGAGACGGGCAUGGGUGAUGACUCGGGGCUUGUGAUGGACUUCCCUGCGGUAUCACGUCUCCCUGUUCCUACCAUUGAGGGAUUUAAAGCGCAGAUCAUGCAGUUGAACCCGCUGCUCGAGCCGGCAUUGAUUCAUCGCUUUGCCAACGAGCAACUUCGGCGGUAUGAGAACCUCGUCAAGCUCCAACAAAAGCACGCGCAAGCUCUCACGAAUCGUUCUUGCCGCUCGGGCAAGUUCUGCUUUGCCUUGGGAGGAGACGCGUCGUUGUUGCAACUUCGCAAGCAGCCUGCGAACUCCGACACGGGCAAUACCCAGUUCAGGGUGACAGAUUUCAACCAGGGUCGCGAUCAGCCCUAUGCUAUGGUCGAAGGAGCCAUCGCUGCGGCUCAGUUCCCUCCCGGGGUUCCCCUUCCCCCGGUUUCGCGACUCCCUGCCCAGUUCGAGUGUCCCAUCUGUUUCGAGGUCAAGAAAUUCCAGAAACCAUCCGACUGGUCUAAACAUGUCCACGAGGAUGUGCAGCCGUUUACCUGCACAUUCCCCCAAUGCAACGAGCCCAAGUCGUUCAAACGGAAAGCGGACUGGGUGCGCCAUGAGAACGAGCGGCACCGGCAGUUAGAGUGGUGGACCUGCACAUACCCCGAUUGCAGCCACACGUGCUACCGAAAAGACAAUUUUGUGCAGCACCUGGUACGCGAGCACAAGAUGCCCGAGCCGAAGAUGAAGAAGAGCAAGGCUUCGGCUUCGGAAAAGCCUUCAGAGGCCCAACGAGAACGGGACAUCGAGCGACUUUGGGAGAUGGUCGAGCAAUGCCGACAAGAAACCAAGCAGCGCUCAGAGCAGGAGCGGUGCCGGUUCUGCGGAAAUAUCUGCGGUAACUGGAAAAAGCUCACGGUCCACUUGGGCAAGCACUUGGAGCAAUUGGCCAUGCCGGUUCUGGAACUGUCUAAGCAAAGCGUUGCCUCAUCCAGCACCGCUCUCCACCCAACAACAACAACCAGCGCAGCAAACGUCGGCUCUACCGCGGGACCGGAACAACAAGCUCCGCUUGCUGCAGCAUACCAGACUAGCCUGCAAACGCAUUUCCAGCAGGGGCAGUACCCGAUCAGCAACACCAGCCCGCCGGUCACUGGUGCGAACCCCACAAUACCGUUCGAGGUUCCACUUCUCAACUACACAUCCAUAUCUGGCGAGCAAUUCUCAAUGGAGCCGGAGCCGAUCGCCGAUUCUGGUGAACAAUAUCCGGGGUAUGCUGUGGACCAGUUCGGGCAAUCAGCUGCGCUUCACCCGGCCCAGGCCCAGACCACCCCCCUGCAUGCGAACUCGGUUUCCUACCCGCCGCCCUACAACGCAGUGCCCAGGCCGCGAACUCCGGACCCGAAUUCAGGCGUGCUGCAGGAUUCGUAUUCCAGCAUAGGAUCCCAGUACCCGGCUCAACAGGUGUCCAUGUACCCCACCCAAGAGAGCUAUUCCGGGUACCACCCGUCCAUGGCGUAUACGUCUGCUUCUUACUCUUCUGGGUAUCCCGCCACACAGAUGUGA
Penicillium riverlandense is the source of this 3417-nucleotide messenger RNA. Its product is annotated as putative C2H2 finger domain protein. The transcript is spliced from 2 exons. The record is from RefSeq and is a predicted model, not a curated record. Lineage: Eukaryota; Fungi; Ascomycota; Eurotiomycetes; Eurotiales; Aspergillaceae. Bases 1 to 3417 code for a protein of 1138 amino acids.